Molecule: messenger RNA, 2046 nt
Organism: Pterocles gutturalis (yellow-throated sandgrouse)
Lineage: Eukaryota; Metazoa; Chordata; Aves; Pterocliformes; Pteroclidae
Gene: SLC5A11
Product: solute carrier family 5 (sodium/inositol cotransporter), member 11
Exons: 15
Biological process (GO): transmembrane transport
Cellular component (GO): plasma membrane
Molecular function (GO): D-glucose:sodium symporter activity
Source: RefSeq, a predicted model, not a curated record
AUGGAGACCAGCAGCAGCCCGCCCUCUGUGACCCCCGCGUGGGACGUGUUCCCGCAGCAGACGCUGGGUGCCAUCGACAUCGCCGUCCUGGUGCUGUACUUCGUGUUCGUCCUGGCGGUGGGGCUGUGGUCCAUGUGGAAGACGCAGCGCAGCACCGUGAAAGGCUACUUUCUGGCUGGAGGACAGAUGGUUUGGUGGCCUGUGGGUGCAUCCCUGUUUGCCAGCAACGUCGGAAGCGGCCACUUCAUCGGCCUGGCCGGGUCGGGAGCCGCCGCGGGCAUCGCCUCGACCAGCGUCUCCGACCUUCCUCUCCGUUUGCUUUAGGGGAUGUUCUGUGUUCUGGUGCUGGCCUGGCUGUUCCUCCCCAUUUACAUAGCGGCAGGGGUCACCACCAUGCCCGAGUACCUGCGCAAACGCUUUGGGGGCAGAAGGAUUCAGAUGUUCCUGGCGAUUCUCUACUUGUUCAUCUAUAUCUUCACCAAAAUAUCAGUGGACAUGUACGCGGGGGCCCUCUUCAUCCAGCAAGCCCUGCACUGGGACCUCUACAUCGCGGUGGUGGGCUUACUGGCCAUCACCGCCGUCUACACCGUGGCGGGUGGCCUGGCCGCUGUGAUAUACACGGACGCUCUGCAGACGCUCAUCAUGCUCAUCGGGGCCGUGACGCUCAUGGUCUUCAGCUUUGUCAAAGUCGGCGGUCUCGAAGGUUUGCAGACAAAAUACUUUGACGCCAUUCCCAGCAUCCGCAAGGAGAACAGCAGCUGCGGCUUACCCAGAGAAGACGCUUUCCACAUUUUCCGGGACCCAGUUCACUCCGACCUUCCCUGGCCAGGCGUUCUGGUGGGAAUGACCAUCCCGUCCCUGUGGUACUGGUGCACAGACCAGGUCAUCGUGCAGAGGUCCCUUGCUGCUAAAAGCCUCUCUCACGCCAAAGGAGGCUCCCUGAUGACCUCCUACUUGAAAAUCUUGCCCCUCUUUAUGAUGGUGAUGCCGGGCAUGAUCAGCCGCAUCCUCUUCCCAGAUCUGGUGGCUUGUGCAGAUCCCGAAAUCUGCCGAAAAAUCUGUGGCAACCCGUCCGGCUGUUCCGAUAUUGCUUAUCCCAAGCUGGUCCUGGAACUGCUGCCUGUCGGACUCAGGGGCCUGAUGAUGUCAGUGAUGAUAGCAGCUCUCAUGUCCUCCCUGACUUCCAUCUUUAAUAGUGCCAGCACCAUCUUCACCAUGGACCUCUGGAAACACUUCCGUCCUCGCUGCUCCGAGUGGGAACUCAUGAUCGUUGGCAGGGUCUUUGUGCUGCUGCUCACGGUGGUCUCCAUCCUGUGGAUCCCGCUGGUGCAGGCCGGCCAGGGGGGACAGCUCUUCAUUUACAUCCAGUCCAUCAGCUCCUACCUGCAGCCCCCUGUGGCCGUGGUCUUCAUCCUGGGCUGCUUCUGGAAAAGAGCCAACGAAAAGGGCGCGUUCUGGGCCCUGGUGAUCGGGCUGCUGCUGGGCAUCAUUCGGCUGGUGCUGGACUUCAUCUACCCCGAGCCCCAGUGCGGCGAGCCGGACCCGCGGCCGGGCGUGGUGAAGUACAUGCACUACCUCUACUUCUCCAUGGUGCUGGCUGUGAUCUCCGCGCUCACCGUGCUGGUCGUCAGCCUGCUGACGGAGCCCCCCUCGGACGAAAUGAUAAGUCGGCUUACCUGGUUCACUCGUGGGGAUCUGCCGGCCAAGAAAGACCUAGCAGUCAGCCCUUCCCCUGCCGCUGCCAAAGGAGCGUGUGAAGCUGAGCGCCCAGCUCUCCAGAUUGAUAUAAGCAUUGCUUCUGAAAAUAGUUCAAAUGAUAACAAAUGUACGACUCGCGCCAAAGGGAGCUCGAGGCUGAUGGCCGCCCUUCUGUGGCUCUGCGGGAUGGAGCGCAAACAGGAAAAUGCCGAGAGCGCGGUGCCGACGAAGCCCGAGCCGCUUCCCGUGACUUCCCUGGAGGAGAAACCGCUGGUGAAACACGUCCUGAACAUCAACCUGCUGUUGUGUGUGUGUGCCGGGAUCUUCCUCUGGGCGUACUUCGCAUAG